Molecule: messenger RNA, 5070 nt
Organism: Hypomesus transpacificus
Lineage: Eukaryota; Metazoa; Chordata; Actinopteri; Osmeriformes; Osmeridae
Gene: plekhh3
Product: pleckstrin homology, MyTH4 and FERM domain containing H3
Exons: 13
Coding region: 500-2863 (787 amino acids)
Cellular component (GO): cytoskeleton
Source: RefSeq, a predicted model, not a curated record
UGUUACAACUGUAGUAGCCUAGUCAGUUGAAUUCGCCUGUGGAUAUAGCCUACGUUCGACAUGCGAAAAGAGCGACUUCUUGACUAACUAGAACAAUAAUAGCUACUGGCUUUCUUAUUUCAUAUUUGCAAUUUACUUUACUUUUGGGAUCAUGUGCCUGCGUAUCUUACCAAGAGAAAGUUGUUCUUGGGCUACCUAGUGUGCACAACUGCGCUUGCCAGGUGUCGGGAAGAGGAGUCAUCAUUUGGACCUGAAGUUCUGGAUUCUUGCACGAACUUUUGGAUUGAUUGAGAUUCAAAGGGUAGUUUGCCAUUGGCCCUGAGUGAGCUCCAUCCCUCUCCUGUCUGGAAGCCUAUGGAGAGGAGAGCGUCCUGCAUGGUCUUAUCCUCACGCAACUUCGGGUUCGAGUCGUUUUACCAUCUUACCCCCUGACCCAGACAGUGUGAAUGUUGACUUCACAACCAGGAUAAUAGAAAACGACCAACUUUCCCCAAUUUGAAUGCCUUUGCAAGGGUUUUGCUGGUUUUUGUGCUGCAGGCAGGGCUUUAAUUUGCUCGGACGGGACUAUGGGGAGAAAGAAGAGGAAGAAUCUUUUGAAUUGCGCAACAAAGACGACUUGACUUCCACCAAUGGACGGGGCCCUCACGAUGUGAUUCUUGCUCAGCCCGCGCGCACAAGCAAUGGCACGAAUGGGCAUAGUGUGUCAGAGCUUCCUGAAGAGAUGAAGAGUCUGAUCAUAGAGAAGAGUAAGAUGGGCUUGGAUGAAGACCCAGAGCUGCUGGUCAAAGGUUGGCUGUUCAGAGAGGUGCAUGGUGGCUGGAUCAAGCAGAGGCGCUACUGGUUCGUGCUGAGCCAGGACUCGCUAGACUACUACAGCAGUGCAGAGAGAGGAGCCCGCAGACUGGGCACCCUGGUACUGACUAACCUCUGCUCUGUCAUCUGGCCCGACAAAAAGACCUACAAGGAAACUGGGUUCUGGAGCAUCACGGUGUAUGGGCGGAAGCACUGCUACCGACUCUACACCAAGCACUUCAACGAAGCCGUGCACUGGGCCUGUGCCGUCCAGAAGGUCAUAGACACCAAAGCUCCUGUGGAAACCCCCACCCAGCUCUUGAUCCGAGACAUAGAGGAAAACAAGUUUAACCCUGAGGUGGUGGAGAACAUCUACCAGCACAACCCCAUCUUGAAGUACACCCAGAGCCCCCUGUACGCGCCCCUGCUGCCCUUCUCCUUCGGCAGCCUGGAGCACACCUACCACAGCGGGAAGGGCUACGCCUCGGUGCGCGAGGAGGCCGUCAAGCUCUUCAACUGCCUGCAGCAGCUGGAGUCGGCCAGGGAGCCCGUCCCCAUCAUCCAGGGCGUGCUGCAGACCUGCCUGGACCUGCGGCCGCUCCGCGACGAGGUCUACUGCCAGCUGGUGAAGCAGACGAGCGGCACGCCCGCCCCGCAGACGCUGGCUCACCUGCGCUACUGGCAGCUCCUCACCUGCAUGAGCUGCACCUUCCUACCCGGCCCCGCCGUGCUCAAGUACCUGCGCUUCCACCUCAAGAGGAUCCAGAGCCAGAGUCCUGAGUCCGAGAUGGACAACUACGCGUCGUUCAUCGUGGAGGCCCUGGAGAAGACCAGGUGUCGGGAGCGUGUGCCGUCCUGGGAGGAGAUCCAGGUGCUGAUGGGGCGUCAGGAGAUGCCCUGUGUGGUCCACUACCCCGGGCCGGGCUCCUGCCAGCUCUACAUCAGCUCCCACACCACCGCCAGCGAGGUGGUGCGGAGGAUGCAGGAGAAGUUAGGCCUGCAGGAGAGCAGAAACACGUUUUCCUUGUUUGAGCAGACCUCCCUGUGGGAGAGGCCCAUAGCGGGAAGCACCAUCAUCGCCGACAUCCUGACCAGGUUUGAAAACCUCUCAGCUAAAGAGCCAGAACAGGAGUUACAGUGGAAACUCUGCUUCAAGCUCUACUGCCUGCUGGAUGCAGACAGCAUAGCUGAGGACAGCAUCGAGUACUUCUUCCUCUUUGAGCAGUGCCAUGAGAUGGUGGUGCGGGGUCAACUUCCCGCCUGCGAGGAGGACCUGCAGGCCUUGGCCGCUCUCAGGCUGCAGUCUGUCAUCGGGAACUUCAGCACCCUCUCCCCCUGCCCGCCUCUGGACGAACUCUUCCCCGGCGAUAUGGUGGAGGCCCGGGUCAUCAUGUCCCUCACGGCCCCCCCGGCCCUCCCCCCCGGCCAGCCUCCAGCCCAGGGCUGCCCCCAGUCCCAGCGCUUCCCCGGAGGCCUCCUGGCGGGGGCGCUGUGGAGCCACACGGCCACCUCGGCCCACAAGCAGAGGGUGGAGCAGGACCUGAGGCUGCGCAGCCGUCUGAAGGAGGAGGCUGCGGCCAUCAUGAGCUCCGUGGUGGAGCGCUGGAAGGGCCUGGCGGGGUACAGCCGCGGGGACAGCAUGGCCGCGUACCUCAACAUCGCCCGCCAGUGGUCAGGGUUUGGAUGCACUCUCUACGAGGUGGAUUUCUACAUCAGCUCGACCGGAAGCUUCUCUCAGAAGCUGUGGCUGGGCGUGGCCGCUACCUCGGUGUCUCUGUAUAAGCAGGGGGAGGCCGAGGCUCUGGAGUCUUUCCCCUACGGUCAGAUCUGCUCCUACGGCGUCUCCGACAGCAACACCUUCAAGAUCACCGCCGGCGACCGCGACCUACUGUUUGAAACCACCAAGCUGACUGAGAUCAUGCAGCUGAUGAAUGCCUAUUUCAGUGUCCUCCGUCGCCGGCGGGGGAAGGGCGACGACGUGGGCAUCACCGAGGGCACAGAGGUCGGGUUCCGCCGCCUCACGGCGACGCCGGCCCCCACGCUGAUGGAGCUGCCCUCACACCCCGUGUGAGGAGCCCCCCCCCCCCCCGAGUCCGCUCCUGUCACCACACACAGCCCCCUGGAAGCCAGGAGCCCCCCCCCCCUGGCCCCCAGGACCCCGCACCUCCUCCACUGGGAGCAGCUCGGCAGCCAAAACAAAGACAGGGCUGUUUUCACUCCCCAUCCGUGAAAAUAAACCUCCCUUAGCGUUCCAAAUGAAGGAGCAGGGAGAGGAGGGGAGGACUAGAGGGAAAGGGGGGCGGGGGGGGACUGAGCCUGACUGUAAAGUGAGGCAAGAAACCACAGAAGCCAAUUUGGUUCCCAAUCCAACCCCCAGUCCGCCCCCCUCUCAUCCUGUCACGCAACCUCCAUUACCACCCUCCCAGCCAUGUGAGACAUGGACCCCCAAACGCUCCUCUGACGGCCUGUUGCACAGACUGUGGCGGAAGGGGAGACGUCGUUGACCACGCGCUGUGCUUACCCCUAGGAAGGGAGGCAAGGGAGGAGAGGGGAGAGCUCUCGCGGUGCCAGUCUCUCUACCGCACUCUCUCCCUCUCUCUCUCUAUGCUAGGUGUGCCUACAUGUGCUCUGUUCUUAUUCGAGGGUGAUCCCUCAUGCACUGCUGGAAUAGUGACACACAUACACACACACACACGCACACACACACAAGAGGGUUGGUUUUCAUAAGACCCCAGCCGGGCUUGCAUUACCUGGAACUGUUGAUGCAGCAAGGCGUGUGAACUUGAACUGGAAACAGAUGUUGAGCUCUGGAAGUCACUUUGGCUGUCACGGCUCCGGACAGAUGCCCCUCCCUCCCUCCCUCGCUUGCUCGCUCCCGCCUCGCGCUCCCUUCCUCUGGGAUUAUCAGUAGCGUGUGAUAGAGGAUGGGAUUUCUUGGAGGAGACCCUGAGGAUCCGGGAUAACGUCUGUGUCUGUGUUUUUUACCAAAUGCUCUGAUUUAUUCCUGGUGGUGCUGCUUGUAAUCCUCCACAUGAAACUGCCUCUCGACUUUGGCUAACACUCGAUUGGAACACUGCGUACGUGAGUGUGUGUUUUAUAGGGUUCUGAUCCCAAUCUAUAUCCAUCAUGACAAAUGAGAUAUCGUCCCCCAGUGCCCAGUCUUGGGGAGGUAGUCAGUUUAGGAACUUGGCGUGCUGUUAAGUAGGGCCCAUCCCCCCCCCCCCUUCCCAGUAGCGCCCCCCCAGCCCCCAGUCAGUAAUCUGUUACUAGUGGUUGAUACUCAUUCACAGCCCAGUCUUCCCUUCCCCUGCUGUUGGUGUAGAACCAACACUGGUUUGACCAUUGAUGCUUUUGUUAGUAUUAUUUAUGUUUCAAGUACACCUUGCGACAUAUUGUGUUUUUUUUGUAGUUUUUUUAUCAUGUCUUAAUUGAGGACCUAGCAUAUUUUUAAGGGUUGCUUUUAAUGAUCACGACUCACGCCUGAGAAUGCCUGUGGUUCAUCCAUUGGGUAUAAACUAUCGUGGGCUAAGAUGUGAGUAUCUCAGCCUGACUGCUACUGAACUACAGAUGGCCUCUGUGUUCACUUCCCUGGUGUGUGACUUUUGAAUUGACAAGUGUUGCAAAGUCAUGUGUUUGAGCAUGGACCAAAGAUAACAUUUUGUUUUUAUAAGCUUUUUAUAUAGAAAUAAACACAACAACUCCUUCCCCUAGACCCUAUUUUCUAGUCACAUUCGUAUUUUUCCCGCCAUGGUUUGAGUUGUAAUUUGUCACAAAUGCCAAAGUCUCUUAAAAUAUAUGGAACUUUUAUGAAUUGAACGAUAUGCCUCUGGGUUUAGUAAGACGAGAUGUGUUGGGUCAGGCCGAGCAUGUCCCUUGAUCAGUCUACCCCCUCCAGCCUCUAUGCAUUUUACCACAGCAAACUCCCUCACCGUUCUCUCUGGGGAGGCCUUGCACAGCCAGCUCUGCCUCGUGGAGGCAGCCAGGUUCUGCCUGGUGGAGGCAGCCAGCCACUGCCUCGUGUAGGCAGCCAGGCACUGCCUCACAAGCAGGGGCCAACUGUCGCUUUUUCUACUGCAGCUGCAGGCAGCUCUGAGCUCCAUGCAGCAAUGACAUAGAAGAUAUUCAACUACAGAUGUUGCUUUGUUUUAAGCUUGUUUUUACUCUGCAUGGUACCUGUGUGUGUGUAUAGUUAAUUGCACUAUUGUUUGUCAAACUAACUUGAAUGUGCAAUACAAAUCUAUAAAUACUGUAUGUAAUUAAUAAAAAGCAAAACCAUUG